This is a messenger RNA of Ylistrum balloti, 464 nucleotides long. RefSeq names its product cyclin-dependent kinases regulatory subunit-like. Gene Ontology annotation, biological process: regulation of mitotic cell cycle. The record is from RefSeq and is a predicted model, not a curated record. Gene Ontology annotation, cellular component: cyclin-dependent protein kinase holoenzyme complex; SCF ubiquitin ligase complex. NCBI's taxonomy places the organism in Eukaryota, Metazoa, Mollusca, Bivalvia, Pectinida, Pectinidae. Bases 9 to 281 code for a protein of 90 amino acids. The transcript is spliced from 3 exons. Gene Ontology annotation, molecular function: histone binding; cyclin-dependent protein serine/threonine kinase activator activity; protein kinase binding.
ACACCAUCAUGCCUGUGGAACAGAUUUCAUACUCAGAGAAAUAUUUUGAUGAACAUUUUGAGUACAGACAUGUUAUCCUACCACCUGAUAUUGCCAAGCUUGUGCCGAAGAAUCACUUGAUGACGGAGACAGAGUGGCGAAAUAUUGGUGUGCAGCAGUCCCCAGGCUGGAUCCAUUACAUGGUGCACUCACCAGAACCACACGUAUUACUGUUUCGACGACCAGUACCACAGACACAGAAAUCCCAGGUGUCCCAGGCCAUCCCCACACAGGUACACUAAUGAAGCUUUCAACACAGAAUCUGUGGUGGACUGAUGGAGAAAACGCUGGUCUGAGAUCCAGAUCAACAGAGAAAAUGAUGUCGCUCAGUGUGUGAUUGAAAAACAGUCCUCAGACAAUAGGAGUGUCUGAGAGAAGCUUUAUAACAGGUGUACUUUGUUAAGCAUUAAGUGGGUAUACUUUUA